Effrenium voratum is the source of this 1362-nucleotide messenger RNA. The record is from the annotation of a GenBank genome assembly. NCBI's taxonomy places the organism in Eukaryota, Dinophyceae, Suessiales, Symbiodiniaceae.
CGUGUGUUUCGGUUCAUCUUGAGUACACACGAAAUCAUGGUGGUCUUCCAAAGCCAUGUCGUCAGCCUGGCCGUUUGGCUGACACCUGCCUGGGCGGAGCCUGAUAGCUCCUUUGUGCGGAUGGAAAGCAUGAGGGGCGAGGCCAUGACAGGCACGCUGCUGUCGGGCGAUGGCCUGGUGGAAGCCGAAAAUCGCCUCAACUCAGAGAUUGAGGAGAUGCAGCAGAAUGCCACAGCUGUCAUUGAGCAGCGGGCUGAAAAGAUAGAGGAGUACCUCCAGGACACCGAGAAGAGGUACCUGCAUGCUCGUAGCGCACUUUCCAGCAGCCUCGCGAGCCUGGCGAGCUCUGUGGCUGCCAGGUGGCGGCGGCUCAGCGUCAGCUCUUUCCACGAGCGCCUGGGCAAGUGCUGCUGCCCUGGCGCUGCCACUGGAUGUGAAUGGCAAGCUUUCGAACUUGGCGGCCCUUUGGUCGACUACGAGUGCAAGGCUGGCUUUGCUGACUACUUGGAUGUGCUGGACAUGCCGAACGACAACGGAGUGGCGUUGAGCCGCAGUCCUGCCGUGGACGCUGUGCUGGACCAAUGCGCAUCCAAGGGAUGGCCGUAUCCAGCAAUGGACUGGUCGCCGCCGGUGCGAAACCUGAGCGCGUUUGACGCGGUGGUCCCUACUCCCCUCACGCUGGUGCCAACGGAACCAGCAGAGCCUCAAGUCGUGACCGUGGAGGUGCCGGACGUGGUCGACCAGGAGGAGAUUGAGCCGACACCUUCGAGCCCGAGCCCUCCAAAAGACAAGGGCACAACUCUGGAUAUUGACCUGGACACGCUCACCGAUGACGUGACGGAGGCGUCCAAAGAAGCCAUUGUGCCGAAAAGUGUGCAGAUUGUGCAGAUGCCGGAGCCGGUGACCGAGCGCCCGGAGAACCUGGAAAGCCAGAGCCAAGGGAAGGGCCAGGAGAAGCUACCUGCCGAGGAUGAGUUGGCGCGGGCGGCGCAAGAAUUGGCGGCAGCGGAGCAGGUUGCCUCUGGUCUGCCUAGCACGCAGAAGAUGCUCCAAACAGCAGUGGGUGACAACACUAGCAUGGAUCCCGAGCAGCUGGCGUCUCUGCUUGCAAGGACAGUCGCCCAAGGUCAGUCUGCAGUGGAGUUAGCUCACACCCGUUCGGCGGAGAAGCCAGACUCGGAGGUGCAGAGGCAGCGAUCAGCAGAGUUCGACAUGCAGAACAGCCAGAAGAGUCAGGAGUCGAGUCAGAAGUCAAGCGAGUCAAAGGCCAGUCAGAAGUCGAAUCACCGAAGGGUCAAGGAGCGUGACGAGGAGCUCUUCCGCAAGUCCGUGCGUAUGCUCAACGAGCUUCAGGAUGCCUGA